Molecule: messenger RNA, 330 nt
Organism: Arabidopsis thaliana (thale cress)
Lineage: Eukaryota; Viridiplantae; Streptophyta; Magnoliopsida; Brassicales; Brassicaceae
Product: paired amphipathic helix Sin3-like protein
Exons: 2
Coding region: 47-280 (77 amino acids)
Biological process (GO): negative regulation of DNA-templated transcription
Molecular function (GO): transcription corepressor activity
Source: RefSeq, marked reviewed
AAAAACGAUUCCUUACUGAUAUUCAAAGCAUAACACGUCUAGGUUCAUGGAUGCACUCUAUAAUUUACUUGACGGUUCUAUUGACGACAAUACAAAGUUUGAAGAUGAGUGCCGAGCUAUUUUUGGAGCACAGUCAUAUGUUCUUUUCACAUUGGACAAGCUAGUUCAGAAGUUUGUUAAGCAUCUCCAUGCAGUUGCAUCUGAUGAAACAGACACCAAGCUUCUGCAACUACAUGCGUAUGAGAACUACAGAAAACUUUGGGAAGAUGAUUUGAUCUAGUGUAUCAUGAGAAUGCAUGUGCCAUCCUCCAUGAGGCAAAGAUAUACCAA